This is a messenger RNA of Ixodes scapularis (black-legged tick), 954 nucleotides long. RefSeq lists its product as uncharacterized. The annotation marks the transcript as partial. NCBI's taxonomy places the organism in Eukaryota, Metazoa, Arthropoda, Arachnida, Ixodida, Ixodidae. The transcript has 5 exons. The record is from RefSeq and is a predicted model, not a curated record.
AUUUUGUCGGGAGACGUGGAAUCUAACCCGGGCCCACUGACUGUCAACGCGGAACUGAAUGCAACGAUAACAACCCUACAGUCUGUUGUUGAACAGUUGCAGACUGAGUACAAUGAGUUGGCCCAAAAGACGAAGGAAAUUUCAGAAGGGCGUUCUGGUGCGGACAAAAAAGUAUCUGAGUUAACGGAACAGCUAUGCACGCUUGAGAGAGAGCUUAGGGCCUCUCAGCCGGAUAUACAGGUUGCACAAAAUAACGAUUCAAAAUUGGAAACUGCGCAAGUUGAACUCGCUGUUCUAAAGUCGCGCUGCAAUGAUGCAGAAAAUCGUUCACGUAGAUCGAAUCUGGUAUUUUUCGGACUGGAAGAUAAAGAUAAGGAAACGUGGGCUGAAUCGGAAUCUCGCAUUAUCGAUCUUUGCGACAAAAAGAUGGGCAUAAAGAUAAAUCCGGACAAUAUUGAUAGGGCACAUCGUAUUGGAGCGUUCAACAGAGCUAAAAAAAGGCCCAUUGUAGUUAAGUUUUGUUUUUUUAAACACAAAGAAGCGGUCCUAUCUUCCGGAUACAGGCUUAAAGAUAGUGGCUUCGCUGUUAGUGAUGACUUUUCUAGGCCAGUUCAGCUGGCAAGAAGGAAACUAGUGGAAUUUGCGAAAACGCAAAACAGCCGGUUCAGGUUGCGAAUGGACCGACUGCAUAUCAACGGUCCGAUGAAGGCCACGUGGGCCGACAUGCACGACACGCUCACUAGCGAUCACACCCUCAUCAAGAUCACCCUCCACGCAGCCAACUACAAACGAUCCAAGCCCCGCACUUGCUGGCUAACUGGACAAACUUUCGUGACGAAAGCGACCCACAUGAUUCCUCCCCUUUUGCCGAUGAUAAAUCUGUCGCAUCCACAUGGGGUGGAAGAGCAACAAGUGCAACAGCCGCCUGCGCAAACGCAUCUCCCUCCUCAGUGA